CCAGCCCCCACCUCCAGGCCCCUGAUCCAAUGGCUUGUUCUUCCUUGAGACAGGGAAUGUGAGCCAGGCCCUGUGCCAAGCCCGGAGCCCUCUCAGAGGAGGGGCAGGAGGGUUCCUGCCCUGGGUCUUCACCCCACCCCUGCUUUCUGACCCCUCCCACCCACGGCACACCCACAAGCCACAUACCAAGCCCACACCUGGAUUUGGGGGCCAUUUGGCUUUUUCGCCUAAACUGGGGUCCUUGCCUGAUUUCCCCUGUUCCCCAAUAUCCCUUGGAGGCACCUGCUUUGUGUCUGAUGGGGAAAUGUCUCUCCGUGGGACCCCUAUUAGCUUCUCCGGGUGUCAUUUCAGAGAACUGCAUCCUGGGCCUUACAGAGAUAGCCACACAGCGGGUGGAGGAGGGCUCCCCACGCCCAGCACACAGGGCAGUUCUGAGGCUCAGGGGAGCGUGAGCAGAAGCACUUUGUAAACUCCAGUAAGCUGUGCAAAUGUCGAGUGGGAUUAGCGCUGAGCCGGACACAUAUCACCCCCGUCCCCCUGCCGCGAGGCCGCUCUUGCUGCAGCCUGAGGGAUGGAAAUGGCUUUGUCUUUGCAGAAUGGCCUGGUUGUGGCCCCGUCCCCAAAAGCCUGAGAUGUGGGAUGAGGCGCAGUGAACACCACGAACACCCUUGAGCUAGGAGGGGCACCCUGGUUCCUUCAGGGUGGCAUAGCGGGGCCACUCCCUGGGGGAGGAAGCUUCCUGCAGGUGCGGCCUUCCUGGAGGGUGGCAGCCCGAGCAGGGGUGAGGAGUGUGAGCUGAGAGAGACACGGAAUGUUGGCUCCGUGGCAGGUGCAGCUGGUGUGAGUUGGGGCCCCCUUUCAGCCCUGGGUGUGGAGGUUUCAGGCAGUGGGCAGGUUUCCCAAAAGUCAGGUGGGGUUUGGAGCCCAGGUUCCUCCCCGCUCACACCUGUGCCUCCCCCUGCAGGGCUGGGGCUCCUUGGGCAGGUGGAGGCAGGCAGCAGGGGCUGGAGGCCAGAUCUGAGCCUCCAAGUGGGGACGGUGGACACUACCAUCAUCUAUGCGUGGCAGGAGGGGAAACUGAGGUAGGAGGGGGAACAGCGGCAGCCUCGGCCCAGCCUGCGGGCUGUGCACUGGGCGGGACUGAAGUCACUGCAGAGGCCACAGAGAGCACGGCUUGGCCCAGAAAGGGUCCUUGAAGCUGUGCCACCACCACCACUGAAGUCAUAACUCCUCUGAAAUCGCAACCGAGCCCAAUUAUGCAAAAAAAACACAAAUUAUGUACGAUGAUUUUUAUGUGUUGGAAAUGUUCAGUCGAAGCCGGGUGAUUACAGGGGACGGGAAGCAGCUGCCACUCUCUGGGAGCCCAUAACUCCCAACAGCUGGGAGCUGUCACUUAUUUACGACGCUGUUUCUGCCAGGAACGAGGGGGUGACAGUGGCAGUGAGGCCUGCUGGGCCGGGAGCCUGGGCAGGCAGCGGCACGAGGCCGGGAGCAGGGCUGGCCCGAGAGUGACCAGAGGGUUGGUUCUUUCAUCCCACAAGCUCUGGGCACAGCUGCAGCAGAGCCUCAGCUGCCCCGGGCGCCCUGGUUCUCCCACGAGGCCUGGCUGGAAAGCUAGAAGCAAAGGGGCCGGAGCCUAGCUGGAUAGGGAGGAGAUGGCUGCCUGGCCCUCCAGGGUGGGGCCUGGAGGCCUGGAGCCGGCCCCCCCCCACCUCGGCGCGCCUGCCUGGCCGCCUGGGGCAGCUGCGACCCUGGAAAAAGGGUGCUGUGUGGAAUUGCUGCUGCUGCUGGUAGCUGCGGGGCUGCCCCUGGGUGGCGGCUGCCCACGGGACUGCGUGUGCUACCCGGCGCCCAUGACGGUCAGCUGCCAGGCGCACAACUUUGCGGCCAUCCCGGAGGGCAUCCCCGUGGACAGCGAGCGUGUCUUCCUGCAGAACAACCGCAUUGGCCUCCUCCAGCCCGGCCACUUCAGCCCCGCCAUGGUCACCCUGUGGAUCUACUCGAACAACAUCACCUACAUCCACCCCAGCACCUUCGAGGGCUUCGUGCACCUGGAGGAGCUGGACCUCGGCGACAACCGGCAGCUGCGGACGCUGGCGCCCGAGACCUUCCAGGGCCUGGUGAAGCUUCACGCCCUCUACCUCUACAAGUGUGGGCUCAGCGCCCUACCGGCCGGCAUCUUUGGCGGCCUGCACAGCCUGCAGUACCUCUACCUGCAGGACAACCACAUCGAGUACCUCCAGGACGACAUCUUCGUGGACCUGGUCAACCUCAGCCACCUGUUUCUCCACGGCAACAAGCUGUGGAGCCUGGGCCCGGGCACCUUCCGGGGCCUGGUGAACCUGGACCGUCUGCUGCUGCAUGAGAACCAGCUGCAGUGGGUCCACCACAAGGCGUUCCACGACCUCCGCAGGCUGACCACCCUCUUCCUCUUCAACAACAGCCUCUCGGAGCUGCAGGGCGAGUGCCUGGCCCCGCUGGGGGCCCUGGAGUUUCUCCGGCUCAAUGGCAACCCCUGGGACUGCGGCUGCCGUGCCCGCUCCCUGUGGGAAUGGCUGCAGAGGUUCCGAGGCUCCAGCUCCGCUGUCCCCUGCGUGUCCCCCGGGCUGCGGCACGGCCAGGACCUGAAGCUGCUGAGGGCUGAGGACUUCCGGAACUGCACGGGACCAGCGUCCCCCCACCAGAUCAAGUCACACACGCUCACCACCACCGACAGGGCUGCCCGCAAGGAGCACCACUCACCCCACGGCCCCACCAGGAGCAAGGGCCACCCGCAUGGCCAUCCACCCGGCUCCCGGUCGGGCCACAGGAAGUCGGGCAAGAACUGCACCAGCCACAGGAACCGCAAUCAGAUCUCUAAGGCAGGCGCCGGGAAACAGGCCCCCGAACUGCCAGACUAUGCACCUGACUACCAGCACAAGUUCAGUUUCGACAUCAUGCCCACGGCCCGGCCCAAGAGGAAGGGCAAGUGUGCCCGCAGGACCCCCAUCCGUGCCCCCAGCGGGGUGCAGCAGGCCUCCUCGGCCAGUUCCCUAGGGGCCUCCCUCCUGGCCUGGACACUGGGGCUGGCGGUCUCUCUCCGCUGAGGACCCAGGGCGUCAGCACCCAGCACUGCCACAUGUCCACCAAGGAACAGAAUUAAUUUUCUUCUUUUAUUAACCAGUGGAAGACCUGCUGGGUUUCAGGAAAAGGCUGGUAGAGGCUUCGGCUGCUGUCUGGAUGCCUGGACCCUGCCAUGUGGAUUAUAAACCCAAAGUGUACAGCCCUAGGCGGGAGGGGUUGGCGCAUCUCAGCCGGCUGUCCCAGCCAGCCCCGCAGAGCACCCAUGGACAGUGUCCACUCCGGCAAGGUGGGAAAAGGCACUCCAAGUGCCCCCUCCACUAGCAACAGUGGGACAAUUGCCCCCAACGGCGGCACCGGGGCUCUGUGGAAUCCCGAUGGUUCGGAGAGGUCCGGAGGGCCCCGUGGUUCCUGGAGAAAGCAGGACGCAGAGAACAAACGAGGCUCACCCACGAGGCUGGGCGGCCAGCAGUCUGGGCACACAUGAGCAGGUGGCAUCUUGGCUCUUGCCUGAGGCCACUGAGUCACCCUGCCCUGAAUUCUACCCUACUCCACCUUCAGCCCCUCCCUCGGGGGUAAUGCCUCUCAUUCCUAAUGUCUCAGGCAACCCUGGCAGACCCAGGCCCAACUGCUGGGAUCCAAGAACCAAUUACCAAAGGAAAGAUCAUCAGAGGCUGAAAUUUAGAACUUCAUCCCGGGCUAUGAGGUUCUCACAGAAGGUGCAGUUUUAUAACUACGUCCACUUAUAUAUAUUCACACUCUACAUAUAAAUAUAUAUAUAUAUACAAAUGCACAGUCCCCUCCCACUCCGUCACCUAACUGUACGUCUUCUCAUGUUUAUAAACUAUACAGAGAACUGUAUUUGCUGAACUAAGGAUUGUAUCGGUGAUUUCUAGCAAGAACAAAGUGAUAGCAUUUGUGUCUAGAAUCCCAGCCUGGCAAUGAUAGUCUCCAAGGAACCUGGGCUUGCCAAGGACCUGGGGCAAGGUGUCAGCAGGGACGGUGAGGAAGGGGAGGCAGCAAGAGUCACUUUGGGGGACCAGUAUUCUUAGAUAUUUACAGCAUUACCUUGUUUUUAUAUGCAACACAAGCCUGUCUGCCACCCUGGAGCACCCUGUCACCCCUGCUGUCGUAGCUGUUGGCUUCAGGGUGAGAAGUGAGAAGCAGCUUGUUGUAUGUCAGGGAGCCAGGCCUUGAGGGUGAGCGAGGUGGAGAAGGGGAAGGAAGGGGCUUUGGGUCUGGAAGCCAGCAGGCCAGGCAGCAUCCGCAGUGUUAGUCCAAAGGGCUGGACCGUGUCGUCAGCCUCGCGUGUGGUCAGUGAUGGUCUGGACGGGCCAAGGAGACUCUGGGCUUGAGCCCAGGUCUCCCGCAUGGCUCAGCUGCUGAAUUCUACCUUGAGGCUCUUUGGUGGGUGACCCAGCAAGGGCCCUGUGUAGGACAGCAGGAGGGAGGCGUCGGGGGGCCUUAGCAGAAGGAGAACGACGAGGGCAUUUCAUGAACCAUCUCAGGCACUUCUGCAUCACUGAAGACCCGGCCCUCCCAGCCGUCCUGGGGAUGCUCAGGGUGCAGGCAGAGGCUCAGGAGGCCGGACUCAGGGGUCAGGAGCAGGGACUGGGGCAGGUGAGCCCGGACAGGGGAGAGGGGCUCUGAUCAAAGCCAGCCAUGCUGCUGGCCAGGGGCCCAGGUGGGCACAAGCUCCUUUGCGCUUUGCACAAACCUGAAUCCCCCACCAGAGAGGAUGUGUGUGAGGAGCCAGGAACACUGAAUCCAAUUAAGAGAGAAAAAUAAUAAUAACAAUAAACGAUCUUGGACAAGAA
Messenger RNA from Cercocebus atys (sooty mangabey), 4877 nucleotides. It is a transcript of the gene RTN4RL1, whose product is annotated as reticulon 4 receptor-like 1. Gene Ontology annotation, cellular component: plasma membrane. The record is from RefSeq and is a predicted model, not a curated record. Bases 1656 to 3086 code for a protein of 476 amino acids. Lineage: Eukaryota; Metazoa; Chordata; Mammalia; Primates; Cercopithecidae. The transcript has 2 exons. Gene Ontology annotation, molecular function: protein binding.